Messenger RNA from Salvelinus sp. IW2-2015, 2569 nucleotides. RefSeq names its product gamma-aminobutyric acid type A receptor subunit delta (gene gabrd). Gene Ontology annotation, molecular function: GABA-A receptor activity; extracellular ligand-gated monoatomic ion channel activity; neurotransmitter receptor activity. Gene Ontology annotation, cellular component: GABA-A receptor complex; neuron projection; plasma membrane. Gene Ontology annotation, biological process: chemical synaptic transmission; chloride transmembrane transport; regulation of membrane potential. The record is from RefSeq and is a predicted model, not a curated record. NCBI's taxonomy places the organism in Eukaryota, Metazoa, Chordata, Actinopteri, Salmoniformes, Salmonidae.
UCUCUCUCGAGCCAAUGCUGCGAAAGGGGAGCGCAAGAGUGUGCUCCAGUAAACUAGGCUGUUGUUGUCGUCUGAGCAAAGAGUUGACUCCGUGCGUUCUGUACGCUGGGCAGGGACAAGGCGAGGCGCGCGUGUGUGAGCAGAUCAUGAGUCAUCACAACAUUUUACUUAAUCAUGAUCUUCCUCCACAUUAUGGGACCGUAGGAACACAGUUUGUGUGAUCCCCUUCGGUUAUUUGAUCGUUUCUUGUUGUGGGAAACUUUGGCCAGCUGUUGAAAUGGACAUGAUAACUUUCAUGUUGGCGAGCCUUGCCCUCCUGAAUAUCAGGGACAACAUUUUCACCAGGGCCAUGCUGAGUGACAUUGGGGACUAUAUAGGUUCAGACAUACAAAUUUCCUGGUUGCCUAAUCUGGAUGAGUUAAUGAAGGGCUAUGCGCGAAAUUUUCGCCCUGGGAUAGGAGGCCCACCCGUGAAUGUUGCCAUGGCUAUUGAAGUAGCCAGUAUUGACCACAUCUCUGAAGCCAACAUGGAGUACACCAUGACCAUUUUCCUGCGUCAGAGCUGGCGGGACGACCGCCUGUCCUACAACCACACCAACAAGACCCUGGGACUGGAUAGCCGCUUCGUGGAUAAACUCUGGCUGCCCGACACCUUCAUUGUCAACGCCAAGUCUGCCUGGUUCCAUGACGUCACCGUGGAGAACAAGCUGAUUCGCCUGCAGCCUGAUGGGGUCAUCCUUUACAGCAGCCGGAUCACCUCGACUGUGGCGUGUGACAUGGACCUGACCAAAUACCCCAUGGAUGAGCAGGAGUGUAUGCUGGACCUAGAAAGCUAUGGCUACUCCUCAGAGGACAUUGUGUACCACUGGUCUGAGAGUCAGAUACAUAUCCACGGACUGGACAAACUGGAGCUCUCCCAGUUCACCAUCAUCGACUACAAAUUUGUCACGGAGACGAUGAACUUCAAAUCCGCCGGACGUUUCCCGCGGCUCAGCCUUCGCUUCCAGCUGAGACGUAACCGAGGCGUCUACAUCAUCCAGUCCUAUAUGCCCUCCAUCCUACUGGUUGCCAUGUCCUGGGUGUCCUUCUGGAUCAGCCAAACAGCAGUCCCGGCUCGGGUAUCCCUGGGGAUCACCACUGUGCUCACCAUGACGACUCUGAUGGUGAGCGCCCGCUCAUCUCUCCCUCGAGCCUCGGCCAUCAAAGCGCUGGAUGUCUAUUUCUGGAUCUGCUACGUGUUUGUGUUCGCCGCGCUCAUCGAGUAUGCCUUCGCUCACUACAACGCCGACUACAGGCUCAAAGAGAAGGCCAAGAGCAAGGCCAACAAGAUGAGCUCCGAGUCAGUCGUAAAGAAUGGGAAACAGGCCAUGGUGCUCUUCUCCCUGUCCGUGGCUGGAAUGAACCAGGGCCUGAUGGUGUCCAGCCGCCGUCCGCAGCGCUCCGGCGCCGAGACCGCCGAGGAGGAGGACGUGGAGCACAGGAGGGGGCGGGGGACCACAGCGUCAGAGGAGAGAGAAGAGGAUAAGAAGUGCUGUAGUUGUUGUUCCAAGUGCUGUUGCGCUUGCAAGCCCCUCCAAGCUGAUACCAUAGAUGUCUACGCCAGGGCCGUGUUCCCUGCCACCUUCGCCAUCGUCAAUGUGAUCUACUGGGUGGCGUACACCAUGUGAGUUGGGAGGACUAAGGAUGGACAGGCUGGCACCAUCAAGGACGGGAGUACUGUACAUAGAGGAAAAUCAUGCCGCUUUGAAUCCUGGGACUUAUAUAGGGGCACCGACGUAAACAAGGCUUCCUUAAGAAGAACUGGAUUUAUGUAUAAUAUGGUGAAGUAAGGAUCUGGUAAAUAGCAGAUAAAGUACAGUAGAUGGACGAACAAAAUCAGAUCAGGUAUAUGGACAUGUUCUGAAGUACAAGUUAUGUACAAUGGAGCCUUGAGCGGUAGUCAAUGUCUUAUCCUCAGUGAGGCUCACUGUAUGAUAACCCAGCUGCUGACUUUUAUCUCCAAAAACCUCCACUAGCCACCCAAACUCUACUGCUGCAAUUCCCUUAGAUACUGAUUGCUGCCCACUAAGCCAUCGCAAUGGACUGACGUUCAGCUAUGUCCUUUUACUGUACAUGUAUGAACUCUGCUCACACCAGCAACAUACACAGUACACUAAUGUAUCAUUGCUGAAAACUAAUGUGCACAACAAUUGCUGUUCGCUUAACUCACAAACACAUCUCAUGUGAUGGACUAACUGUUGAAAACAAGCAACUGUCCAAACUUCAUGAUGAUAAGAUGAGGUGUAGUCUACUUUGCUGCAGGGCUUAUUCUCCCCACCGCCCCUCCUCCCCUCCACCAUCCCACUGCCCCUCUUCCCCUCCACCAUCCCACCGCCUUCCCCCACUCCUCUUUUUUCUCCUUCUAUAAUUCCUCCACCCGUUUUUCCACUCCAGUUUGAUUUGGGCUGCAGAGCAUCUUAUCUCCUCCAGCCAGGUCUUCCUGUUUCCUGUUUCCUGAUUAUUAUUAUUAUUAUUAUUAUUAUUAUUAUUAAAGGACUUCCUCCACUACCUGUGUAUCUCCACACUGGAAA